Molecule: messenger RNA, 2749 nt
Organism: Acanthochromis polyacanthus (spiny chromis)
Lineage: Eukaryota; Metazoa; Chordata; Actinopteri; Pomacentridae
Gene: cdc42ep4b
Product: CDC42 effector protein (Rho GTPase binding) 4b
Exons: 3
Coding region: 464-1468 (334 amino acids)
Source: RefSeq, a predicted model, not a curated record
AGGGGGAGGGCCGCUUUGUGCGCCACACACAGAUCCAAAACUACACGGACAUUGAAGCACCAACACGGGGACUGUCCUGCUGCAAGUCUCCUGGAGGACGCUAAAGCUAAAAUCCCCCGGGAAGUUGAGCGGAAUACGAGCCUAAAAAACUUCCCCGUCGAGUAAAAGAAAGGAGAAAACUAAAAAAAAGCGGAGGCCGUCUGAGUUUGCUCUGGAGGAUACUGCUGCUGCUGCUGCGUUGUGAGGAAGCUGGCUACUUUCCCAACUCUGAGAGGCUGAUUCAACCACAAGAUGAACCCCGAGCUGAAGGACCAGAAUGGCUGCACACAGUGAACACCUGGAAUUAUACUUGCUUUGACAACAUCUUUUAGAAUCGCCAGAGAACUUUGGACGGAACGCUCAGAACGCCCACAAAUCUAAGCUGUGAUUUGUAUCUGUGGAUCCUAACUAAGAGACUGCCAUCAUGCCGAUUCUCAAGCAGCUGGGGAACAACCUGAACCAGUCAAAGCGGAGGUCUCGGGCCGACCUGACCGCUGAGAUGAUCAGCGCUCCAUUGGGGGACUUCCGUCACACCAUGCACGUGGGCCGAGGCGGCGACGCCUUCGGGGACACUUCGUUUCUUAGCACCCGAUCAGGGGAACCUCCAAAGGAGCCGGACACCAAGCAGGGCUCCCCAGGUCCCAAACCAGGACUGUUGUCCCGCACCUUCAGAAGCAGCAAGCGGUCCCAGUCGGUGAACCGGGGCGACAAGUACGAGUACAACGUGGUGCCUUCUGCUGGCUCGUCUCAGUUUGUGAAAAACGCCAUAUCCCUGCCUUACCUAAACGAUGAGGGCACGAACAGAAGUCACCAGCUGCCCAAGAGCGUUUCCUCGAGCCCCAUGAAGAAGCUGACGGAGAUCGAAAGCAAACCGGUGAACGGAGCGGCAGCGAUGGCGACGAUCGACGCGGAGUUUGACGAGAGGAACUUCGGCGAACUUACAGAUUUGCCUCCAUCCAUGCCGAAGGGAAGCGGGAUGAAGCACGCAGAGUCUAUGAUGUCCUUCCACAUCGACCUGGGGCCCUCCAUGCUCGGGGACAUCUUGAGCGUGAUGGAGAAGAAGGGCUGGGAGGAUGACGAUCUGGGCUACGAGGAAGGCAAAGGCAGCGAGGGCCACGGGUCGCCUUCCCUCAUCCCCCACAUAGACGACGAUGAUGCGGAGGAGCAGGCGCCUGCACGGCCGCCUCGCAGCAUGUACCAGCACAAAGCCAUGGUGGAUCCCUACACCCCGGAGCUGCACGCCAGGAACAACCACCACAACAUGGAUAGCUGCUCCGUGUCCAGCUCUGGCUCCGUCACAGAGGAGAAACCCCAGUACCACCUCCACGAUGGCGACACGGACAGCGCAAAGUACAGUUCACCACGUGGAGAGGACGACAGAGAUUUCACCUUCAUGGAUGAGGAUGAUGACGAUGAGAUCCGAGUGUAGACUGAGACGAUAUGACUGCCAUGAAGGACACUAGAGGAGAAGAGCAGGUUUAGGGAGGCUUUAACAAGCAGAAGGCAGGAGAGAGGUUUACAGGCAGGGCCACAUGUGGGUUAAGCUUCUUGUAGAUCAAUGUCAUAUCUGCACACUUUGUUCAGCAUCAUAAACAACCAAUUAAGCCUUUUUCACUCUGCUGUAGCGAGGACUGUGAGCUAAAUGCAGAGUACGGACACACUGGCUCCACAAAUAGCUCUCUUCGAAUGUUUGUUGAUGCAGUUUUGCAACAUCAAACUCUGAGCUCAUCAUUAUUGGUAGAUUUAAAUUUUCAAGUGAUACGGCUCCCACGUUUGAAGAAGAAGAAUCAGCACAGCAUGCGUUAGGAGUGGGCGAUCCAGUGAUCUUAUAUAACGGGCAGGAAAAUCUCAGUCUGGUAUACGUUCUGCUCGUCUUCCAGAUGGCGUCAUUACGAGUGCUAUAUGUAGCUGAACUGAUAGAAGCAGUCAUUUGAAGCGGCAGCCUCUCGGUCCAGGUCACUGUCCAACGACGUGGUCACCAGUUCAGCUAAUUCUGAGGGGAGAAUUGCGAUUUAGAUCAAAAGACUGUCGUACGAUCUUUUCACCCGAUCGCCCACUCCUACAAUUAUCCACAAACAUUACACUCAAUUUAAGAAGCAGUAAAAAGUGACGGUGGGAUUAGAGAAUGGGUAAUGUGGAGGUGAAGACUGAGGGAUGAAGGAAAGGGUAAAGGGAAAGUGGGAUAGCGAUCAUGGAGCCUGAUCUGACAGCUUUAGACACUAAACACAGAAAGUUGUUCUUACUUUUGAUCAUGUCUGAGUUUAAGGAGCGAUUCAUGCUUUUUCUUUUUUUCUUACUUCAUUGUAUGUUCAUACAGUAUCUGGAAGCUGGUGUCCAGUAGUUUAUUCUUUUGAAAGCUGAUCUGCAUUCUUUGGUUUCACGGGCAGCAGUGAUAUUUAUUUAUUCAUUUUCAUAAGGGAUGGAUCAUUCAUAAUGUGCACUGCUCAGUCUUAAAAGUUUGAUUUGGGAUUUUUUGAUAUGAGUUUCUUAAGAAAAUGUCUUAAAGGUACUACAGAGUGAGUCCUCUGCUUCAAGGUUGGCCCAAAGGCCUUUAAGUAAACACGGAAUUGUCUGGUGGAGUUUGGCGAUUGGACGACUCUAUUGGUGAUUGGCUGAUUCUGUAGAUUUUUUUUCUCACUUUAUUUUGAUAAUUUGAUGCUCUGUCUAUUUGAGAAUUCAUCUCAGCAAAUAAAUAACGUGUAAAGCACAA